Caenorhabditis auriculariae is the source of this 1186-nucleotide messenger RNA. NCBI's taxonomy places the organism in Eukaryota, Metazoa, Nematoda, Chromadorea, Rhabditida, Rhabditidae. The record is from the annotation of a GenBank genome assembly.
AUGGCUCCCCGAAGUGUUCUGGUGACUGGCGCCAACCGCGGUAUCGGCCUCGGUCUGGUCACGACUCUUUUGAAGAACGAGAAAAUUGAGAUUAUCGUCGCAGCGUGUAGAAAACCUGGAGAGGCCGAAGUUUUCAGAUUCUCGAUUUUUUUUUUGAAAUGAACUAUUAUUCAGGAGCUGAAAGCGAUCAAAGACAGUCGUUUGCAUCUUGUCAAACUCGAUGCCACUUGCGACCAGUCUAUCGAAUCCGCUUUUGAAGAGGUUUUUUCUUCCCAAUAGAUUCUCUCUUUUUUCUUAUGCAUUUUGUCGGAUCAGACGAAUAAGUGCAAGGUGAUCUGCUGACUGAUAUAACAGAUCUUCAUUUCGCUUCAUAAUAAGGAAAUUCAGGUCGAGAAGUUGGUCGGAGAAAAAGGCCUCAACCUGCUGAUUAACAACGCAGGAAUCAUGGUCAAGUACCCGAUCGACGAGCCGCCGAAGAGACAAGAACUUGCCCGCCAGUUCGACACCAACACCUUCGGCGUCGUCGUCAUCUCGCAGAUUUUCCUACCCCUUCUUCGACGAGCCGCUGUUGCUCAUGGCGGCGAUGACGUCAGCAUCGACCGAUCCGCUAUCGUCAAUAUUUCUUCUGGAGGUGGUUCCAUCGGAAACAACGAUCGAGGAUCAACUCCAUUUGGCCUGUUGGCUUAUCGCAUGAGCAAGGUAAGGAUUUUAGUUCGAAUCGUGCUUUUCAUGAGCAUUUUUUUUGAGUCUAUUAAGAAGUUAGAAACAUAAGAGCGGGUGGUGAAACAUUCAUUCAGCGCCAUUUUUUUUUUCAAACAUUCAUUCAGCGCCGCUUUUCUCAAAAAAAGUUCAUUUUUUAUUUUUACAGUUAAGAAAUUGUUGAAGGUGUGUAUUUUUUUUUAAUAAAUUUUUCAGUCGGCACUGAAUCAGUUCGGAAGAACGUUGUCGAUCGACUUAGCCGGUGAUCACAUUCUGGUGGCGUCUUUCUGCCCUGGAUGGGUUCAGACCGACAUGGGCGGAGAUGGCGCUGUUCUUACGGUAUGAAAAUUUCAGGUUCAUGGAAUAAAGUUUAUUUUUUUUUCAGUUGGAAGAUUCCAUGCGAGAACUGGUGCCCAGCAUCCUGCGGCUUCAGAAGGAACACUCUGGCGGCUACUUCAACCGCAAUCUCCAACCUAUCCCCUACUAG